GUCGUGAUAUAAAAGUAGCCAAUAAUUUAUUACCAAAACACUUUGUUACUUACUAUAGUCAAAUCGAACUACUAACAUAGUUAUUAUACAUCUACUAACAUAAAAAUGAAGUGCUUCCUCAUCAGUUCUGUGUUCUUGGUUGCUCUUUUUGAUCAAAGCUUGGGUGCAAGCUUGGAGAGUACAACGUGCGACUGUAGUACAUACCAAUCUUUACCACUGGGCAUCGAAUCUUUGACUGAAAAUGAUGUAGUAGAGUCAACAUACAAUUGCUUAAAUUUGGUAUACAAUGAUGGACAGAAUAUCCAAACAGUACAACAGUGCAUCAGUUUGCUAGACUCAAAAAGUUUCUGUGCAGCGGCCGCAGCAAAGGCUCAAAUCACCAAAUGUGAAAUUUCUGGUAAUUUCGCAUUACUAAAAGAUGAAUCUGCUUCUGAUAAUCCAGCUUCUAGUCCUACAACUGUCAAUCCACCAGUAACCCCUUCUGCAGCUCCAACAGAAGCUACCUCAUCUUCAGGUGCCAGUACGGUUUCAGAUGGCAGUACGGUUUCAGAUAGCAGUACGGCUUCCGGUUCUUCAGAUGGUCCCACCAGUUCUCCUCCCACAGACAGCCCCACAGCCAAACCAAACAGCGCGGCUGGCAGUUUCUUGUACACAGCCCUGUUCCUAGGCACACUCUUCGUCAUUAUCGUUUAAGAACUAGAAAUUUUGUUUCUAAAUUAUUGACAACGCGUCACUCACUGUCAAAUAUUGUAAAUAAUUGCACGGUACUAGUUGUAAGGGAGAGUACUAUAGUUUUUUUUAAUAAAAAAUGUAUAAAAUUG
This is a messenger RNA of Sitophilus oryzae (rice weevil), 821 nucleotides long. RefSeq lists its product as uncharacterized. Lineage: Eukaryota; Metazoa; Arthropoda; Insecta; Coleoptera; Curculionidae. The record is from RefSeq and is a predicted model, not a curated record. The transcript has 3 exons. The coding region runs from base 106 to 693 and encodes 195 amino acids.